CAUGGAAAGAAGAGUUCUUAUCAUCUUUCUUGCUGUCCUGUCUGUACAACAGGUCUCAUUUUGUGGUGUGUGUGUGUAUUUAUAUACUACAAAAUCACAUAUCAUCUCUCUUUCUUUCUUGCUUUCUCUUUCAAACCAAACCGAUCCAUCAUGACCUCCUCAACUCACAAACAUCAACCACAUCAAUUACCAAACAUGUACGGCGCCGCAGCCCCGCCGCCUACGCCCUCGGCGCAGCCUAACAUUCCCCUGCCCACGUCAGACGCCGCCGACGCACUCUCCAUUCUCCUCCACCGUCUCCCCUCCCCCACCCUCACUCUCCCCACGCGCCGCUCACCCCCCGCCACGUGCCCUCCCACUCUCUCUCUGAAUAACAACACUACUACAGCUCCUACUCUACUCGAUGACCUGCUCUCCGCCUCGUCGCAACUCGGGUUCUUCCAACUCACCGAUCAUUCCCUCCCUUCCCAACUCGCUCGCUCGGCCGAGUCUGACUCGCUCGCUCUCUUUGACCUUCCUAAGGACAAGAAAGAAUCGUCGUUUCCCAAGAACUGGCCUUUCGGCUACGAAGGUGCCGACGAGGACGACGACGAAGAACGCGGCGAGUCGUUCCGGUUGGACUCGUCGUGUUCGACUGAGUCAACCGAGUCGGCUUCGUUGGACUCGUUGCGCGAGUUCACUCUUGCUAUGGAGAAGCUCGGGGUGAGGAUCGUUGAACUGCUUUGUAGUGCAGUUGGGUUUGAGAAUCCUAUAAGGGAGGAUCCGACCCGGUUUUGUUCACUUAUGUGGAUUACUGAAGGUGUACCCGGUAAUAAACCGGUGUUAUCGGGUGGGUUUUACCCGUAUAUUGUGGGUCUACAGUAUCAAAUCAGGUGCCAGAAGUAUUCACUGUUGGCGGAUUCGGGUUGGGUUUCUGUAUCGCCCCAAGUGGACUCGGUUAUGGUAACGCUUGGUGACAUUGCUCAUGUGUGGAGCAAUGGCAAGUUAAAGAAAGUGAGAGGGAAACCAGUGGCACAUUUGGGAGAUACCAACAACACUCGCUGCAUAUCAAUGUCUCUGUUGGUCACUCUUCCUACAGACAGUACAAUUUCUCCUCUCCUACCCAAGCUAGUUGGUAGCAAUGAUGAUGAAAUCGAAAAAGAUGAAGAACAAAGUGAUGGUAGCUCGGGCGAGCGGGAAGAGAGAUUGUUCAACUCCUUUUCUUUCGAGGAUUAUGCAUGGAGAGUUUAUCAUGAACGCAUCCUCUUCAAAGACCCGCUUGAUAGAUAUCGUAUUUAGAAGUCUCAACUUCUUGUCACCUUUUGUGUUUUAGCAUUCCCUGUCAGCUGUUUUCUAAUGAUGUUAGAGUGCUAGUACUACACAUUAUGCUUUCAGAUUUCAAUUAUGUUUAUUAAAGAGAUGUCAUACAAUGAAAGUCAUCAUGUUAUGAAUUCAAUUUGAAUUACCUUUCCCCAACCCCCCCCCC
Quercus robur (English oak) is the source of this 1465-nucleotide messenger RNA. Its product is annotated as probable 1-aminocyclopropane-1-carboxylate oxidase. Bases 151 to 1278 code for a protein of 375 amino acids. NCBI's taxonomy places the organism in Eukaryota, Viridiplantae, Streptophyta, Magnoliopsida, Fagales, Fagaceae. The transcript is spliced from 2 exons. The record is from RefSeq and is a predicted model, not a curated record.